CAGUCAGAAUCAUCAUCCAUCAGCACUCAACUCAAACCAGAAACCGGCCGAACAUCGAAAAGCCAACGCGUCUUCGGUUUUCUCUCUGCGAUAAUUUUCCUCGCGCGCUGCUUCCAAAUUGGUCCUUUCUUAUCAAAAUUCCCUAACGCUUAUCACCUGCUGUCGCAACCAAUCGCAGUUUCAUUCGUUUCGUGCGCUUAGAUUUUCCCAGUGCGAUUAUAGAAGUUCUCUCGAUUCGUUUCGAUUUUUUGUAUGCGUGGCUAAUUGGAUUUGCUCCUCGUCAUCAUCGUCGUUCGGAACGGUUUUAUAGGGCGGAAGAAAACAACAUGCGGCCAAUCGCGUCCCACCGGGUGCUGUUUCUGAUUAUUGGUACUACGUUAUGUGCUUUGUUCACCUCAUCCCAACAGACGGCAUCAUCCAACGAUGAGGGUUCCUGCCAUUCAUUUGCCGGAGGCCAUGUCUACCCCCAGGAAGACGUCCGAUCGGCGGACCAUAAGCUCCAGUGGACCAAGGCCGUGAUAUCCCGUCCGGCCCCGAAUUUCGAAGCGACCGCCGUGGUGGAGGGAGCAUUCAAGAAGAUCAAGCUGUCCGACUACCGGGGCAAGUAUCUGGUGUUCUUCUUCUACCCGCUGGACUUUACCUUCGUGUGCCCGACGGAAAUCCUUGCCUUCUCGGACCGGGUCAAGGAGUUCAAGAAGCUGAACGCCGAAGUCAUUGCCGCCAGCAUCGAUUCGCACUUUACCCAUCUGGCGUGGAUCAAUACACCGCGGAAGGAGGGCGGUCUGGGCAAGAUCAACAUUCCACUGGUGAGCGACAUUACGCACAGCAUCGCCAAGGACUACGGAGUGUACCUGGAUGACCUGGGUCAUACGCUGAGAGGACUCUUCAUCAUCGAUGACCGCGGCAUUUUGCGACAGAUUACCAUGAAUGACCUGCCCGUUGGACGUUCGGUUGACGAAACCCUUCGAUUGGUGCAAGCCUUCCAGUAUACGGACAAGCACGGAGAGGUGUGCCCUGCCGGAUGGAAACCUGGCCAGGAUACGAUUGUGCCAAACCCGGAGGAAAAGAUGAAGUACUUCGAGAAGAACCAUAAAUACUAGAAUAGGCUAUUGUUUUAAUUUUAAUCGAUUCCACAAUUUUCGUAUUUCGAUUCCGCGUGUACUGACUAGUUUCAAUGAAAUUUGCGCGGCGAACAUUAUGAGUUCUAAUUUGGCAAAAUACAAUUUACCUACAACUAAA
Messenger RNA from Aedes aegypti (yellow fever mosquito), 1239 nucleotides. RefSeq names its product peroxiredoxin-2 (gene Prx4). Gene Ontology annotation, cellular component: cytosol; endoplasmic reticulum. Gene Ontology annotation, molecular function: thioredoxin peroxidase activity. Bases 327 to 1100 code for a protein of 257 amino acids. The transcript has 3 exons. NCBI's taxonomy places the organism in Eukaryota, Metazoa, Arthropoda, Insecta, Diptera, Culicidae. The record is from RefSeq and is a predicted model, not a curated record. Gene Ontology annotation, biological process: cell redox homeostasis; response to oxidative stress; cellular response to stress.